Messenger RNA from Trematomus bernacchii (emerald rockcod), 6740 nucleotides. RefSeq names its product legumin B-like. The record is from RefSeq and is a predicted model, not a curated record. Bases 4483 to 5001 code for a protein of 172 amino acids. Lineage: Eukaryota; Metazoa; Chordata; Actinopteri; Perciformes; Nototheniidae. The transcript has a single exon.
UGAUUCAUCUCUAAUUUACAACUAAUGUUGGUGUUUACGAUCAGUGCUUUGCAUUAGUGGAAUCUCUGUCUCCAGUGCCAAACAUCUGGAGCUUCUCACGGCAUUAUGGGGACGAGGUGCCUGACCCCCAGUCAUCAUGCAAGCGGAACAUACUUGCUUGAGCAUUGCUGGCCACAUGAUUUCGUGUUCCUUAAUUACAUUUAACAGUGAUUUGGGUUUGUCUAGCAUGACUGACUAUUAAAAAGCUGGCAGGUAUCAUAGAGAAAAUCUCAUCAAUGAAAAGCCAACUCCUCAAAUCCUUCCUACCUCAGUACCUCUGUGCAGGGUUGCGUGUUUCUGUAACUGCUUUGUUAUCUUAAUUAACCCACUUUGAAUGUCUCUAAUUGAAAAGAGUAUUAAAGUCCAAAUUGGUGUAAGAUUCUUAAAACUAAGGUCACAACAAGAAGGUAGGUGCUCCUGUCCCCUUUUUAACGAAAGGUCACCGGAGGAGUUUAUGGCUAACAGUUUUCUCACAUGUACCUAAUGAGUUCCUCUGGCUAAUUUUCAUUGUAUAUAAUUCAUAUGACACUUUGAAGACAACUAGGAGAAGAUGAUAAAGUGUAGGUUUCAGUGUGUCCUGGGUACUGUGAUUCCCCAUGUGAUGCCUGCUGCAUGACACAUUUCUGUGUUCAGUUAUAUGACUCUCCAACAUACUGAAUGCUGUACACUAGCUUAACAUGUUGGACCAGAGCUGUAUGCAAAUGGCUUCAUUCCAAUACAAGAGUCAACAUGUUGAACUGCAUAGAAUAUAAAACAUUCAUAUUUUUGUACCACUAUUUCAUAUGAAUAUGUUGUGCCUAGUAUACUGCUCUCUUUCCUCUGGCUCUAGUCAGGCAUGAGAAUCACAGAUUGUUUUUGUCUCAAUCUUUACAUCUCACACGUGUACUAGGCUAUAUUUGAAUGUACAGACAACACUUUGCUUGUUUUGCAAUAUUCAAAAAACUAACUAUUUGGCUCUUAAAGAAAACAUUUAGAAUGCUAUCAUUACGCGCAGUAAUCUUUGCUUGAAUCUUCCCUUUCGGAGGUACUUGCGUUCCAGCUUUUGCUCUGUUUUGUCAGUUGUUCUCAUAGAAAGUUCUAGGCAAAAGGUGGAACUUAAGCCCCGCCCACUUCCAGCCUUUCUAUCCCUCCAGCAAUCCAUCAUCCAUACCACCCCUACACUAAUAAGCUCUAACAAUUUGUAAACACUUCAAUCUCACAGUUUGCUUCAUGGCAUUGUUAUGCAUGCUCCAAUACAUAUAUUUUCCUUUUCACAUUUAUUUUGAUACCUUUUGUUUCCUCUUCUUUGUCUUGUGUAUGAGUCCGUCCCUCCAUAGAUUUAAAAAAAAAAAAUGUUAUAGAACCAUAGGAAAUCUGUGUAAUAACACACACUUAUGGCAAUGGCUGGUACAAACGUGGCUAUACAGUAAAAGUACAUUUUUAGCUAAAGUUAACCCGUCUAUGAUUUUUAGGCUGUCUCCACAUGAUAAAUAGUGUGAGCUGAACUUCCAUAUUUAUAUAAGAGUACAUUCAGUCAUACAGUUUGUCAAUUAAUUUGAUUGACCAGUGAUGUGUAGUCAGCCAGACCCAGCUGCUUAUGAUAAUGCCUUGUUAGUUCCCUCGCUGCCUAACAUACGCCUAAAACUUCUCUUACCUUCUCCUCUUGUUUCUUUUCCACCUCCCCUCUGCUCUAAACCCUCUGACAUUAUAUCAUUACAUGUCUUUUCCCCCAUAUAUUUUCCUGCCAUUUUUAUUUUGUUUUAAAGUUUAUUCCACUUCCUUUCCAUCUCACUUCCAAACGUUGUGCCCACAAACUCUACCCUCCAUCCACACAUGCCCCCCCCCCCCCCCACCUCCCCUCUUGUUUGCGUAGGCCUGACCAGUCAGGGCGAUGGUCAGGGGGAAUCGGAGGUUCUGGAUUGGUUAGAAGAAGUGGAAGAGGGCGGCUCUGAUUGGUUAGACAGUUUCUUCACUUUCCUGUACGGUCUGAUAAACCCCCUGGAACACCUGGAGGAGGAGCAGGAGGAGUACCGUGCCUCAGGAGGACUCUACGAGGCACAGGAGGACGACGAGGAGGACGAAGAUGACCGGGGGGUCAGAAAAAGAGGAGCAAAUGAUAAUGGAUAUCAGGGCCAGAAGAUUGUCAUAGUCGGCCUACAUAACCAAUAGCCUCUACUCAACUGCAGCAGCCCGUUUAUCCUCGAAUGCAAUUUCCAACUGCAGGGUGCAAACAGAUACAUCGACAAAAUCAUUUUUCUGCUGACUUUAGAGAGUUUUGGAAACUUGACCAAGCUAGUCUCUUUAGAUAUGAAUGUCCAGUCCAACAUUGUGUUAUAAGCUCAACCAAUCAAAGGUUUUAAAAAAAGAUAUUGUCAAAUUUGACAAACGAGCUGGGAUAUGAACACGAUACUCAGGAACACUUUUUUUUAGAACAUAUAUUUCUUUGGCACAAAUGUGUUAAAACUAUUAAAAACAUUGAAUGCAAUUUCCACUUGGACAGCUGCUCCACUGUCCCUUUCUCCUAUUGCUGCAUGCAAUGAACACAUCCUCAGCCUUUCCUCGGACCCUUAACACAUAAAGUGUGUCUGGAUGAGAACAAAUUGGAUUUAUAAAGCUGACCUCCUGCCAACAUCUGGAGGUGGACUAGCGUUUAUAGUGAUGGUUCUCUGCCACAAGUAAUUGAUGCAAUCUAUUUUAAAAGUUAAGGUUGAGUAUGCAGGCUUAUUCCAGGAGGGAAAUAGGGGGCCUUGGACUCAUAAAUGGCGCAAAGUUUUUUAAUAAUAGAGUCAAGCUUCAUAUUAUUUGUCUUAUGCUAUUACUCUGCUAGAUAACAGCAUAUAUAACUUAUUUUUUUAAAUGGCAGACAUUGACAUGCCAUAGCAUUUUAGGGCCAUUCCACAAAAUGGAACCAAGCCAUUGUAAAUGUUUUUAAUUUCAUGUGCUUUUCUUACUAUGUCUUAAUUCCCACGCUGCCUAACGUAUGCCUAAAACGUACCUUCUCUUGUUUCUCUCCCGCCUCCCCUCUGACUAGUCAAAAUGCUGAUUUGAUUUAGAUCCCUUGGUUCCAUUCUUCUUUUUUACAUAUAAUGCACAUGUCUUACUCAUGUGAUUACUUAGUUAUCAGCCAUGAAGCCAACUUGUUUUGUUUAGUUCAGUUUGUGGCUGUGCACAAGUAGAAUACACUCAUGUUCUAUUGGUACCCCUCCAGUUUGUUUCUGUUCUGUGUGAACAAUGAGAGAACGGGCAGGUGAUGCAGAGGAGAGGCACGUUUGAUCCAUUAAGCUUCACUCUAUUAUGACACGGGGUGUGUGUAAUGAACUUGAUGGCUGUUGAAUGCAUGGAAGAAACCUGAUGAAGAAAUGGGUUCUUCCUGCUCUGGAUUCAAGCUACAGCUUUUCUAAAGAAUCAUCUACAUGAUGCUAUUGAUGCACAAAAACAAACACUGGAAGAUGAGUGACUAACAUCAUUCCAUAUCCACUCUAACAGGACCCUAACCCAUUCCUUUUUUUAAAUAAAGAAAUAAAAAGAACAAGCUUCUAAAUAAAGUAUUUCUAAGGACGAGGAUAACAACAUGAACUGUGCGCUCCUUCAUGGCACAGAAACAGCAGAUGAGCGAUGACUUUUCUUUUAACUGUGACAGUGAGCGCAUCGUCUCGAGGCUUAGGUGAGCUGCUGACUGUGUCCGUUUGAUGUGAGCCAUAGUUCAUAUUAACACAAUUCUUGUUCCUGGUAAUUGCCAUGACUGCUUUAUGAUAGAACUGAGGCAUCCUAUGAAAAAGGACUAUACCAUGCGCUCGUCAGAUUCUGCACAGCUGAGGUUGAGUUUAUCUCCUUGAUGUAUGGCCAAGUUAAGACGACAUAACAACAGUGGCUUCUGCGACAGAAUCAGUGUGGUUUGCUUCAGCUCGAGGCUGAGAUAUGCUUUAUUGUGCAACUGGUGGCGACUUGUGUUAAUGGACUGAUCUCUACAAACAGUGUGACCACUACAAAGGUAUAACCUGGAAACUGUCCCAGUGUUGUAACUUCUUGUUUGUUUGCAACAUCAGAUGAGAAAGCUGGAGGAGCAGCCGCCGGGGCAGGAUCAGAGAGAGGUAUCCUCCUGCAGCAUGUGCUCUUGCACUGGGCCACACUAAUGGAAUAAGAUCCAACCUCUCACAAAGCUUGUUAAUAAUCAUGGAGUUAUUAACCCGAUUUUUCAAGUGAAGAUUGACUUAAAAAUGUCUGAUUAGAACACCACUAGGGUCAACAUGGGUUUCUCUUCAGUACACUAAUGUUGGUCAUAUUUUUAACAAACCGGUGUAAAUCCGAUUUUGCAUCCGUUUUAAAUUGAGUAACAUACCAGUGUGAUGUAGAAGUCUACUCACUGCUUGGAGGUGAACGCAACAGUAUGGAAUGAACCGAUUUCUGGUUCUGCACAUGCCUGUUCCGUGCGUGCUGUUUUCCAGUAACUGAGUGAAUUUGAGCAUGGUCUUGGUCAGUCUGGAAGUGGUGAACAUCCAACAAUUUGUUGCCCAUCCAUUCCCAGAAUCCUAUCCAACUAAGGAUGUGGGCAGGAAGCUUCGUGAGGCUCUGAAGCAGCAGCUGACCAUCAUCCACGAACGUGUGGAGGCCAAGAAGAUCGCCAAGCUGGCUCUGGCUGAGGUCAGACAGCUCCUGGCCAAAGAGGAGGAGGAGAAGAAGCUGGAGCUAGGGAGAGACGAAAUAAGAGCCAGAGUGAAGGAACGAGUUGCAACGAGACUGCAAGUGGAAGAGGAGAAUAUGGAGAAAGAAGAGAUGAAGAAGGCUCUGGAGAAACUAAGGAAGGAAAAAGCAAAACAAGUGGAUGAGGAAAUCAAGGAGGAGAAAGAGGAGAAAUCCGAGAGUAAUAGGGAGGGGGAGGUAAAGAAGGCACAGGACGAAGACAAGUUGAGAGGGAAAGAGAAUGCCAAAGACAAACGAAAGGGGAGCAAAGCUGAGAAAUCUGCCAGAAAAGGCCAGAAAUGAAGAGAGAUGAUAUGAUGGUCGAAACACUGUUAUUGGCACUAUACAUAUUUCAAAUGAUGCCAGAGCUGUGUGUUGAACCUUUUCAACAAAAGGAUCUUAUAAAGUAAUUUUCUAGCUAAAAAGGCUUGUGUUGGUCAAUAGACUAGCGGGAGUGACUUUUAAGGGACUGCAAUAACCUUUAACAAAAGAUAAAUAGGCUGUAGUGAGCUGGCACAGUUGCUACACGUUUGGGGAAUUAUUUGGGAAUAACAAGUAAUAGUUUGAUUUGUUUUGGUCUGUACUGUUUGUUAAAGGAUAAAAAACUGCAUAAUGCAAAACAAGCACUGACAUUUCUUUUUCAGUAUGAUAUGUAGUUCUAAUGAUGUUUACAUUUUUGAGCUUUUCUAAAUGUAGGGGGAUUUGUGUUCAUAACCAAUUAUGUUUUAUUUUAUUUUGUCAAUAAAGUUUUAUGAUCCCUGCAAGUGCUUCCUUUCUAAUGUGAACUCCAAUCUUCUGUCUGUGGAAUCGCUGGAGUGCAUGUUGGCAAGACGCACAGCAAAUCAGAUCAAACUAUGGACCCGCAUGACCUAAGGCCAACAGCCAGUUUAGGCAAUCAAAAUAACUGUUGAAAUGCAACACAAACGUUGAGCCUAAGCCUAUUCUAAUAACUACAGAGUUCAUGAGAUAUCUGAUCAAACUCGAUUAUGUCCGCUAAAGAAACCCAAUGUCCUGUUGAGAAGCUUCCGAAGGUUCUUCCAAGGUCCUGUACAAGUUCCUCUCUGAUACACCACAUGUCCCACUAUUUAGUUUCUUCUUCAUAAGUGUGCAUCACUAUCAUACAUGUGGCAUAUUUAAAUCCAGAUGAAUUAAUAAUUAAUUAGGGAUGCACCGAUGCUACAUUUCUUGGCCGAUGUUAAGAAUAACAAUUUGGCCAAUACCGAUGUUUUAAUGUAAUUUUUUUCCACUGUUGUUAUUCCACUUUCUGCCAGGAAAAACAAAUUCUCGCAAAAUGGUUUCAAUUUCAAAGGCUGAGCAAGUUCGUUAUAACAUCAUAGUACCCCGUUUAGAAAGUACGCAGUGGAUGACCUGCAUCUGCCCGCUGUGAGGGGACCGGUGAGCGGAGCAAAACACACCUUUAGAGUUAGACCUAUCACACUUAGCUAUUUUAUCUACCUCUGAAGCUACCUACACUAGUUAUGAAUAUAUUUUUUCUUUACUGUCGGAUCACUCAUUACUGGAUCGGCGAGCUGCAUGAGACGGAUACUGACGGGCUGUCAGGAGAGAGAGGGAGGGAGAGAGAGCGCCCCGUUUAUUAUACCCGGGCCGUGUCAACGGAACACUUUUUGCAAAUCGCGGAUCUCUGGGUGAAAUAGUCCCCCACUGCCGACAUGUUUUUUAUUUUUAUUUUUAAUAUAUAAACGAACUACGGGUGCCGCAGAUGUUAUGACGGAACGCACAAAAAAAUAACAAAAGCAUCGUCGACUGCCAUCGGUGAAUGUCACAUCAUUUGCCGAUGGCAGUAAAUAGGGCGAACAUCGGCCGAUGUCUGGCCGAUGUAUCGGUGCAUCCCUAUAAUUAAUUAAUAUGAUCUGAUAUGUUUUCAGUAGGACAGAAGACUCAGUUAUGGUUAUGUAUCCUGUGUCUAUAAUGUACAUGUAUAUUGUGGCAGCAACAUGUGCAUUCAUCUCUGAACCUAUCACUGGUCCUGCCUGACUCUCAUCAUCCUACUUCCCUGAUGGCUCCCACAGGAUUGUUGACAU